AGUGGAGCUGCUCCGAAACCUCAGCUCCACAUCCCCACCUCCAGCUCCGCUCCGGCUCAGGAGCUCAGCUCAGAAACCUGGCAAGCUCCACUCCGACUGCAGCACCCAGCCCCCUGCUUCCAAACACUGGAGCCGCGCACACACUGUCCCGGAUGCUGAAACUCAAACCGGGACGAGCAGCCACAGACUUCCCCUGCAAUUCCAGAGACGAGGCUGCGCUGUGACAAAGGCGCUCUGAUCUGCACAUUCAAACCCACAAACAUCCUGUCACUGAGUGCUUGUCAUAGUCUUCCUGUAAACCGUGUCGCAGCAUCUUUAACUGGAGAAGGACACUACAUGACCGUUAUUUUAAAGAGAUGGCUACUGCAGGGUUAGACCCGGACGCCGGGCGGGGAAUCAUGGCUGCAGAACAAGAGGCUGAAGAAACUGUUUCUCAAGAGCUGCACAGCCCCUCUGAGCUGAGGAUCGUGCUGCUUGGGAGAGGCUAUGCUGGGAAGAGUGCAUCAGGAAACACCAUCCUGGACAGAGAGGGGGGUAGAUCUGGAUUGAGCUCCUCUGCAGGAACAAAGGAGUGUGAGAAGGGAACAGGAGAAGUGUCUGGGAGACAGGUCACUGUGGUCGACACUCCAGCCAUCUCAGACACAGCCCGGGUUGAGAUUGAGAGAUGUGUUUCUCUGUCUGCCCCGGGACCCCACGCUUUCCUCCUGGUGAUACCCGUGUAUCCAAAAGAAAUGAUUGACACUGACCGUGAGUCUAUAGUAGAAGAGUAUUGCGAAUCCUUUGAUAAAGUGCAGGAGCUGUUUGGUGAGAGAGCUGUGAGGAACACAAUGAUCCUUUUCACCUACAGGGAUCGUCUGAGAGGCAGGACGAUUGAGCAGCACAUUGAGGAAGCUGGUGAGCAGUUCCAGCAGCUUGUAGAGAAAUGUGGGAACAGGUAUCAUGUUCUCAACAAUGAGGACAGGAGCGAUCGCACUCAGGUCACACAGCUCCUGGACAAGAUAGACAACAUGGUGAAGGGAAGUGGAGGCAGCUACACCAUGGAGAUGUACCUGGAGGAGAAACUUAGACAAAAGGAACAGGAGUUGAAUGAGAAACACAAAGAGGAGCUGAACAGGAAAGAAGAGAUGAAACAGAAAUAUGAAGAGGAACAGAGGAGGAGAGAAGAGGAGAUGAAACACAAAUAUGAGGAGGAACAGAAGAGGAGAGAAGAGAUGAAACAGAAAUAUGAGGAGGAACAAAGGAGGAUAGAAGAGGAAAUGAAACAGAAAUAUGAGGAGGAACAGAGGAAGAGAGAAGAGAUGAAACAGAAAUAUGAGAAGGAACAGAGGAGGAGAGAAGAGGAGAUGAAACAGAAACAUGAGGAUGAACAGAGUAGGAGAAAAGAGGAGAUGAAACAGAAAUAUGAGGAGGAACAGAGGAGGAGAGAAGAGAUGAAACACAAAUAUGAGGAGGAACAGAGGAGGAGAGAAGAGGAGAUGAAACAGAAAUAUGAGGAGGAACAGAGGAGGAGAGAAGAGGAGAUGAAACAGAAAUAUGAGGAGGAACAGAGGAGGAGAGAAGAGGAGAUGAAACAGAAAUAUAAGGAGGAACAGAGUAAUAGAGAAGAGGAGAUGAAACAGAAAUAUGAGGAGGAACAGAGGAGAGAAGAGAUGAAACAGAAAUAUGAAGAGGAACAGAGGAGAGAAGAGAUGAAACAGAAAUAUAAGGAGGAACAGAGGAGAGAAGAGGAGAUGAAGGAGAAUUUCAGGAAGCAAAUGAAGGAAGAGGAGCUGGAGAAAGAGGCAGAGGAAUCCAAGCUGCCUGUCAGGAGAAUACACAGCAUUGAUGGAGAGCGUCCCAACUUGUCUGGAGGUGAAGGAGAGGCUCCCCUUGCAGAUACCCAAGCGCCUCCCAGCCCCCCUGAGCUGAGGAUGGUGCUGCUUGGGAAGACUGGGGCUGGGAAGAGUGCAGCAGGAAACACCAUCCUGGGCAGAGAGGAGUUCAGAUCUGAAGCCAGCUCCUCUGCAGUAAUGAGGGAGUGUGAGAAGAGAAAAGGACAAGUGGCUGGGAGACGUGUUGCUGUGAUCGACACUCCAGAGCUCUCUCAGGACAAACUCCAGAUUAGGAGCUGUGUUUCUCUGUCUGCCCCGGGACCCCACGCUUUCCUCCUGGUGAUACCGGUGGGCCGAUUCACAGAGGAAGAGAGGAGAGCAGUGGAGACAGUCCAGGAGAUAUUCAGUGAGGAGGCUGUGAGGAGGUACAUGAUGCUCCUUUUCACACACAGUGACAAACUGAAAGGCAAGACCAUUGAGGAUUAUAUUCAGACAGGCAGCAAGGAGCUCCAGCAGCUUGUUGAGAAAUGUGGGAACAGGUAUCAUGUUCUCAACACUGAGGACAGGAGCGAUCGCACUCAGGUCACACAGCUCCUGGACAAGAUAGACAACAUGGUGAAGGGAAACAACGGCAGCUACUACACCAGUGAGAUGUACCAGCAAGCAGAAGCAAAGAUCAGACAAAGACAAGAGGAGAUACUGAAGGAGAAGGAAGAGACGAUAUUGAGGGAGGAAGAGGAACUGAGGGCAAAGCACCAGAAAGAACUGGAGAACACGAAAAGGAAGAUGAGAUUGGAAAUCCAGAAACGAGAUGAGAAGAUCAGAGAGCUAGAGGAGAGGAUAAGAGAGCUGGAGGAAGAGCUGAGGAAAGAACAGGGAGAGAAUCACAGGAUCAAACUGGAGGAAGAGCUGAGGAGAAAGAGAGAGGAGAGAGAAAGGGCGGAGCGAGAGAAGGAGGACUGCAUGGAGAAGGGGGAGAGAGAGAGGGGAGAGUACGAGGAGAAACACAGGAGAGAGAUAGAGGCAGUCAGGCAGCACUACCAGGAAAUCCUUAGACGAGAAGCAGAGAGAGCCAAUGAGUUUAUAAGCACAUAUGAAAAGCCAGCUGAAGCGAGAGGAGAAAGGGCAGCACUAGGGGCAGUGGUGAGUACAGUAGCAGGAGCACUGAGAGAAGGGGCUGAGGUAGGGGCAGUAUUACACACAGUAUCCAGAGCAAUAAGAGAAGAGACAGCGCUAGGGGCAGUAAUGCACGCUGCAAAGGAAGCAGUAAGAGAAGGAGCAGCUCAAAGGGCAGUGAUCAGUGCAGUAGCAGCAGCACUGAGAGAAGGGGCUGCGAUCGGGACAGUACUGCACACAGUAGCAGAAGCAAUAGAGGCAGCACCACAGGAACCCAGUCAAGAGCAGUGAGACAGGGGGUGGGGCUAUUG
Acipenser ruthenus (sterlet) is the source of this 3238-nucleotide messenger RNA. RefSeq names its product trichohyalin-like. The transcript has 4 exons. The record is from RefSeq and is a predicted model, not a curated record. Lineage: Eukaryota; Metazoa; Chordata; Actinopteri; Acipenseriformes; Acipenseridae. Gene Ontology annotation, molecular function: GTP binding. Bases 357 to 3218 code for a protein of 953 amino acids.